This is a messenger RNA of Triticum dicoccoides, 2859 nucleotides long. Its product is annotated as phosphatidylinositol 4-phosphate 5-kinase 6-like. The transcript has 8 exons. Gene Ontology annotation, cellular component: plasma membrane. The record is from RefSeq and is a predicted model, not a curated record. Gene Ontology annotation, biological process: phosphatidylinositol phosphate biosynthetic process. NCBI's taxonomy places the organism in Eukaryota, Viridiplantae, Streptophyta, Magnoliopsida, Poales, Poaceae. Gene Ontology annotation, molecular function: ATP binding; 1-phosphatidylinositol-4-phosphate 5-kinase activity. The coding region runs from base 159 to 2591 and encodes 810 amino acids.
CUCUCCGGCGUCCCUCGCCCAAAACACUCGCCAUGGCUUCCUCCUCCGACGUCGUCCUGACCAUGACCUCGUUCUCGUUCUCGUUGCCGCGCGCAUCCUUCUUCUUCUUUUAGUUGCUAAUAACACAACAUAACUCUACUCGAUCGAUCACUACGUGCAUGUCACGUCACGCCACCAUGUCGGGGGCCAAGAUGAACCAACUCCCGCCUCCGGCCAGCCGGCUCUGGGAGGCGGGCAUCCGCAAGCUCAACACCACCAUGGCCAUCCGCCGCGGCAGCUCCGUCUUCCCCGCCACCAGCCCCGCCCUCGACGGCGACCCCGCAGUCGCCCUCUCCGUCGCCUCCUCCAACACCAUCUACGGCUACGACGUCGUCGAAAACGACGACGAUGCCACGGGCGGCGAUGACAUCGAGGACAACGAGGAAGACAGCGACGAGGAGGAGGCGGGCCCGGAGACCCACUCGGAGCAGCUGCUCCCCAGCGGCGACUUCUACCAGGGCAGCGUGCGCGGCGAUCUCCCGGACGGCUCCGGCAAGUUUUUAUGGACGGACGGCAGCAUGUACGAGGGUUCGUGGCGCCAGGGGCGCGCGUCCGGGCGCGGCAAGUUCUCCUGGGCCUCCGGCGCCACCUACGAGGGCGACCUCGCCGGCGGCUACAUGCACGGCCACGGCACCUACAUCGGCGAGUUCGGGGACACGUUCGCGGGCCACUGGGCCAACAACUUCCGGCACGGGCGCGGCACGCAGGCCUACGCCAACGGCGACGUCUACGACGGGCACUGGCGCGACGGGCGGCAGGAUGGGCACGGGCGGUACAUUUGGCGGUACGGGCACGAGUACAUCGGCACGUGGCGCGCCGGCGAGAUGCACGGGUGCGGCACCGUGAUAUGGGCCGACGGGGACCGGUACGACGGCGCGUGGGAGGACGCCAAGCCCAAGGGGCAGGGCACGUUCCGGUGGGCGGACGGCGGCAUGUACAUCGGCGUGUGGUGCCAGCAGGAGUCCGGCGAGACGAACGCAAUGGGCGGCGUGUUCUACCCGCCGUCCGGCGGGCCGGCCGUGCCGAUGCCGCCGCGGGAGCCGCGGGAGGCGAUCACGAAGCUGCUGGAGGAGCUGGCGGUGACGGAGGGCAAGGCGGCGUCGCUGCUACCAUCGGAGAAGAUCGUGACGUGGCCCGGGGUGGAGGCGGUGCUGAAGAAGCCGGUGUGGCGGCCGCCGGAGCCGGAGCAAAUCCAAGGGAGGAGGUCGAGGAGCAGCGUGUCGUCGAUUGACAUGGACCUCGCCGCCGAGGGGGAGGAGGCCCAGGCGCAGGCGCAGGCGCAGGCCCAUGCCCAGGCGCAGGCCCAGUCCAGCAUGAGCAGCGAGGAGGCCCAGGCCAGGGCGGCGUCCGUGGAAAGGGCGUGGCUGCGGGCGACGUCGUGCAUGCGCGCGCCGCCCAAGCCGGCCAAGAAGCAGGGGGAGACCAUAUCCAAGGGCCACAAGAACUACGAGCUCAUGCUCAACCUCCAGCUUGGCAUCAGGCAUGCCGUGGGGAGGCAUUCGGCGCCCAACUCGCUGGAUCUCAAGUCAUCGGCGUUUGAUCCCAAGGAGAAGGUGUGGACCAGGUUUCCUCCUGAAGGAUCCAAGCACACGCCGCCUCACCAGUCAUGCGAUUUCCGGUGGAAGGACUACUGCCCACUGGUCUUCAGGACCUUGCGCAAGCUCUUUGACGUCGACCCAGCGGACUACAUGAUCUCCAUCUGCGGCGACGACGCGCUUCGGGAACUAUCAUCACCUGGAAAGAGUGGAAGCUUCUUCUACCUCACCAACGAUGACAAGUACAUGAUCAAGACAAUGAAGAAAUCAGAAGUUAAAGUGCUUCUUAGGAUGCUUCCAGCCUAUUAUAAGCAUGUCCGCAAUUUUGAACAUACCCUAGUGACUAAGUUCUUUGGUCUGCACUGCGUUAAAAUCACUGGAGCUAUUCAGAAAAAGGUUCGGUUUGUUAUAAUGGGGAAUCUUUUCUGCUCUCACUAUGGGAUUCAUCGGCGUUUCGAUUUGAAAGGAUCAUCACAAGGUCGCAUGACUGACAAGCCCCUUGAUCAAAUCGAUGAGCACACCACUUUGAAGGAUCUUGAUCUCAACUUCAUUUUCCGGUUAGGGGGAUCUUGGUUCCAGGAGUUUUGCAGGCAAGUGGACAAAGAUUGUGAGUUACUAGAGCAGGAGAGGAUCAUGGACUAUAGUCUUUUGGUUGGCAUUCACUUCAAUGAUCGAUUUAACGGCAAUGCUGACAACGGUGGUGCUGAAGAUUCUGAGCAAAAUAAGAAAUUAUCAGCGAAACUGGGGAUCGCCAUGCAGUCGAGGGUGGAGAACGUUGUGCGGAACCCCGAGAGCGAGUCGCCGCUCAUUGGUGAUCCCACGGGAGAAUUUCGGGAGGUGGUCCUCUUCUUCGGCAUCAUCGACAUCCUGCAAGACUACGACAUCAGCAAGAAGCUGGAGCACGCCUACAAAUCUCAGCUGUAUGAUCCCAACUCCAUAUCGGCCGUCGACCCCAAGCAGUACUGCAAGAGGUUCAGGGACUUCAUCUACAGGGCCUUCACUGAAGACGUGCAGUGAUCACUUCUUGGCACCUCCCCACUGAAGACUGAGGGAAGGAACAGGAUUGUUGGAUUGUUCUUUCUGUCGGAGAUCGAUGGCAUGCCGAAUUUUGGUUCUCUGGGGAUUGUUCAUAGACUAUGUACAUUUUUUUUGCUAAUAUUCCUCCUUUCCUUAACUCGGUAACUAGGUCUAGUGUGUAACGCGCUCAUGCUGAUUGGCCUGAAAAGGAUGUAAGUAGAACAGAGACCCUUGUUCAUGUAACCAUUUCUUCAUUUCUUAAUAAAUC